Messenger RNA from Larimichthys crocea (large yellow croaker), 8009 nucleotides. It is a transcript of the gene avpr2aa, whose product is annotated as arginine vasopressin receptor 2a, duplicate a. Gene Ontology annotation, cellular component: plasma membrane. Lineage: Eukaryota; Metazoa; Chordata; Actinopteri; Sciaenidae. Gene Ontology annotation, biological process: G protein-coupled receptor signaling pathway; positive regulation of vasoconstriction; regulation of systemic arterial blood pressure by vasopressin. The transcript has 7 exons. The record is from RefSeq and is a predicted model, not a curated record. Bases 5045 to 6589 code for a protein of 514 amino acids. Gene Ontology annotation, molecular function: vasopressin receptor activity; peptide binding.
GGGAAGGUAGAAGCAGACGGAGCUCAGAUUCAUUUCUGCUGGUGUUGCUGGAGGCACAGCACAUUGCAAGAGCAUAACGUGACGCACAAGGAGCGGGGACACACACAUGGCUAUCAAAUGGAUUACUCUGACAUAUACUUGUGAACUCCAGCAACACAAGGACAAUACAAUCAGCAGACACACAAAGGACUUCCACAGACCCUGCAGAACACCACUUCCACACUCACAGAAUUAAAAGGAAAAACUAAGUGAGAUUUUUUUUUGUGUCCACCCUAAUUCAAUCAGGAGCCAGCUGAUAUUACACUGACUUGGAUUGACAGCACUGAAGAUGUCAAUGUUUUGUGCAAAAUUGUGAGCGCUUCUUGUCACCAUUGAAGUGGAAUAUAAGAAACUGUCAAGUUGUUCAUUUGAUCUCCUCCAGGAUGGACUGCAAUGGUGACGGCUCUUAAUCCUUUGUCCCCCAUAGUCACCAAGACGAGAGCAAAAUACACCAAGAGAAAAGGACACGCGUGAGAAAGCUUACAAUGCACUGACAACAAGAUUAUAUUCUGCACAGCCCAGAGUGUGGCACCACGUGAUUCAUCCAGACCUUCAUUGUGUAAGAAUCUAUUGAUCAGUAUGUAAAUAAAGUCUUUUGCCAUGCAGAAAAAGCAGCACAGAAUACCAAAGCUUAAGUAUAUCACAUGAUGUGAUCUCAUUUCUGAUGCAUAUGUUUAUUUCCAGCUGGCUUAGAUGCAGAUUAGACCAUUUUAAUCCUGUUUCCUCCUGCCAAAGUGUAUUACUGAGGAUGAUAAUUCAUAUCAGUGAGAAUAAUAAUAACCAUAUCAGAAUUUGUUUCCUCUCCAGUUUUCAUCCUUAAUGACAGGAGAUGGGGUUGGUUAGGAGAGAAGAGAAGAAAGACACAGAGCGGGUGGAUGAAUGUGAAAAAAAAAACAAGUGAGUGGGAAAAAUAUUAAGGAGGAAGAAGAGUAAAUUAGAUGAGGAGGUUGGCAACAGGUUGUUUGAGUGUACAUCGGGCUGAUAAUGAGGACAGAGAGGUCCUCAUUAAUCAGAUUGGAUCAAAACUGGUCAAAGGGAACUAAUCAAGGUACUAACAUGCACACACAAGACAGGUGGGGAAGUGAUAGAUCUUUCAUUAUGUCUGGAUUAUUGCACACAGUGCCCAAGCACCUGUUUGCCUGCCACCACCAUUUCAUGUUAGUCACUGAUUAGCUUUAAAUCUGCCAAACAGGCUCAUCCACACUGUCAGUGUUUAUAAAUGCAAUAUGGCGCUCUGUGCAUGAAAGAGUGAAUGUUUCUCUGCCACACCAAGAUAUGGUAAGACAGAAGAAGAGACAGGCAAUAUUUUGACAUCAAAACACAGUCGACAGACAGGAGGUCUUACCACCUCAUCCUUUUCAAAUUUUAAUUUCUUGGUAAAAGUCAUUUCUUAUUUGACUAUAAUUAAAACUUAAACUUAAAGGACCACAGCAGCAGAUUUACAUGUUGCAAGACAUCCAUUGUAUUCUGCACAGAACACAAUAUAAAUGUCUAUUAGCGAGCUUCAGUUAUGUAAACCUUCACAGUCAAGAUCGAGUUUGCAUUGAUUUUUGUUAAAUUAUUUAAAUCAUCAUUAAGUAACAUUAUAGUAAGGUGCAGACUUCAGAUCAAUUUGUGCUCAAGCUGCAUUACCACGCAGCAAUAAUGCAACACUGACAAACAUAAUACAGACUUGAUUUGAUCACUGUGGCAUGUGAUACAAAUUUCAUGUCUUAAUUUUUAUAUAAUACAGCUCUGUGAUGAGCUGGUGACUUGUCCAGGGUGCACCCCGCCUCUCGCCCUAAGUCAGCUGGGAUAGGCUUCAGCCAUACUGUAACUCUGAUGAGGACAGAAAAUAAUGAAAACAAUGGAAGUUUGGGACUGUAUAAAUAACGGCAUAAACUAUAAUGGUAUAGCCUGCAUUUGCAAAUAAUACACAAAAAUGGUGGCUAUAUAAAAUGAAUAUAAGCUGCUAACAUACUCUUAAGUUAUUUUUUUUACCUCACCUGAAACCAGCCACAAUCCCUCCAGUUAAUGAACUGAUAAUGAACUGUUAAUGAAGUCUAUGAGUCCAAUUUGAGGAAAUCCAGAUUUAUUAAAGUAUCCUCUGACCUUCUGAUUAUUUUGACUAUUUGUUAAAUUGACAGAAUGGCCAAAUAUUUAUAUUGCAUUGUGUAAUUAUUAUCUCAUCCCAAAAUGUGUAUCUAGGACGUUUUGUACUCUAGGAUGAUUUAAGAGUACACAAACACAAACAGAAAGCUUUUGAAACUCUGCAUAGCUGGAACAUGACGACAUAAUUUGUUAAAGGGAAUGACCCAAACAUGUGUGAGCAGCUUUAAAAGAGGACUUAUAUGUUGAAAGAUGUGAAUGGUUGGUAGCUAUAAUGGUUUUUGGUGUGUUUUAACUACCUGUUCCUGUACUCCCUGAGGCACUGUUGACCUGUGUACAUAGGAUGGGGAGGACAUGAAAAUGGAUGGUUGCACACUGGUUUGCAUCUAGAGAGAAAAGCAAGAGAGGAAUCGACACCACCAUUUAUCAUAGUGAUAGCUUUAAAGUAAUGGGUGGAAGCAACAUACUCUACUAACUACUAAAAGCAGUGUCUACAGUCCAUCCAGCACAGCGAGAUGGAAUAAUUUGUGUUUUACAUUAAGUCGAUCAGACAGAUGGGAAUGCCGUGUGGUGCUUGCGUUAUUAUAGAGAGAGCAAAGCAGAAUACAUUUUCGGAGACAGGGGAUGUAAAGGAAUACGUUAAACAGCAUUCAGCGCAGCUCUGCAGACAAUAUUUACCUUCUCUACAUACCCUCACUUCAUGGAAUUUCCUCUGAGGACAGGAAAAAUCGGCGCCAGAAGUUUUGAGCUAUGCGUGGGUCUCCUGCAUUCAAGCCAUUGAGCAAUUUUUUAAGGCAAUCCGUCUUGAUUUCUUGGAUUCACAAGUCAUGCAAACGAGACAUGUGCAUAUUUGGAAAAAGCAGCUUUGUGUCCUUUAGGAGUUCACGAAAACAAGGGCAAACUCUGAAUAUAUCAAAACAAGACUGAGAAAUGAAGUAAUCCUUUGUGAAGGAAGAAAUGUCUGCAUAUGAUUUACACAUAAGUCUUGACACCACAACAGAAGAUUCGUCUGACUAUUUUUUUUAAAUAAUAAAAUUUUAUUCUAUUGAAUACAAUUUGGGGACAUUAGUCUUUCUGGCAUUUCUGUAAUACUGUAGAUUUAUGUCUUAGGACACACUGGUAUUACCUUACCGCCCCAUGUCAUUACACCUUAUCUUCACAUAGGCAUGCUUGAAAAAAGGAAUUUCACAUACGAAAUUAGUCACAUGAGCAAAUAUGCAUAAUGAGAUUAUAUGAGGGUAUAAAGGACCGCUGUGGCACAAAGAAUCCUCUCAUGAAUUAUGCUGUAAUUACAGAGAGGGGAACAAGGAUCCUCAGGGCCUGACAAAGAGAGGCCAGGAGAUUCCUUGAUGAAAAAAGGCCUUGUUGUCUAAACCCCUGCUUAAAAAAAACUUGAAAGAGAAAAAUAAGAACGAGAUAAUAAAAAUGAUCUUUGCAGAUUUAAUAAGGGUUGGUCUCGGUUUAGACAUUUAUGGCUGAGUUAUGGUCACCUUGUGUGGCUGCAUGGUUUCACUCACACCAAAACAUUGCUGUCUGACUUCAGAGGAAUGGUCACGCUCAGAUCUUCUUCCUGUCACCCACGACUCUACCUUCAUGCUGACUGGCUAGCCAGCUGGCCUGGCUUGUCAUGCAUUCAUCUGAACACAUUCCUUCGGCAAAGCCAGCAUGUAACACUCGAUAAUAUGUUCAGCUGUGUUAUCUCAUGCACCCAGCAGUGAGUACGCUAUUACUAGCAAAUUGGCCAUUAGGGUCUCAGUAGAGUAGUGAGAACAACCUUGUAAUAUCUUGUUAGUCACACUCAAUUGCACAAUACCACACUGUAGUUUCCCUUGUAUUUUUAGUUGUCCUUGUACAUUCAUCAAAAAAGAUAUAUCAAUAUGGUGUCAAUCAGCACACACUGUGGUAAGGAAGGCAGCAUAGCCCCCCUUAUCACCCCCUUUCAACAACUCUUUUCUUUUACCUUUCCUGGGAUGUUUUUUUCAAUUUCCUUCAUCGCCCUUCUUUCAUCUCCCUUAAUUUUUCCUCUCCCAGACUUUCUUUUACAUGCAGUUUAUUUAAACAAGGAUGCCCCAAGCGUCCCAUGACUCUGUUUUUUGAAAUUGUCAUCUGAUUCCUAUCAACCUUCUGUUCUUAAGAGCCAUUUAUUUAUAAGCAUAAGAAAAAUAAACGUAAAAUUCAUUGAGAUCAAGACAGAGUGUGACCAGGGGAAGAGAAAAGAAUUCACGAGUGUAUGAGAGAAAGUUAGCGAGGGGAGGGAAUGAAAACAGGAGAAAACAGGAAUGUAUGGGGGUAAGCAUGGGAUGAGAGCGAUUAUGAGAGCGGAGGUGAAGGAAUAAGAGUGGUGGGAUAGAGGGGAAAGCUGUCAAAUCAACCUUGAGAAAAUAUGAAAAAGAAAAUAAACCACGUUGGACUUGCGUCAAACAGAACUUGAGGCUUUGAGAGAUGGCUAAACACAAACACUGAAGACUUAUUAAAAAAUUGGAGACAGCACCAAAAACAUAAAAAUAGUCACAAGGCAGCGUGAUCUGUACACUCUCUGGCUUUCAUUGCUUUCAGUCACAUCUCAUAAAAUUUUUGAGAAGAAGCUAUUUAAAGUGUAUGAUGUGAAACAUUUAACAGAUGCACCAAAAACAAAGAGCCCCUGUGAAUCAUUUCUACAUCUCUACAUGCAUCUUUUGCGUCAAGAAUUUGUUAAGGGCAAUUGGAAGAUAUCAGAGGUCAGACAAGAUACAGAUAUUGUGAUAACACAGAAUAAGUAAAUUGUUUGUUGUUAAAAUCUGCAGAUGGUAAAAUCUGAACUUAGACUUAGUCUUGUGACCCUGCACCAGUUUGACUCUGGUGAUUAUUUUGUGCAUGGUAUAAUUAAAAAACAACAAAAACAACUUUUCCACAUUAACACAUUGUUUGUCUUUCAGGAAUGGAAAGCAUCACGGACUGGGAUGGGUUAGCCCUCUCCUCAUUGGUCACCACAGGAAGAAAUAAUUUCUCUUUGUCGUCGUCUUUGUUUGUCUCUGAACUGACCUCCCUCAAUAGUUCUCACAGUGGGGGAUCCUUCUUCGGGAUCUUCCCUGAGAAUGCUUCCACCACCACGCCUCACACCCUGCCCCAGCCCAGGGCGAGGGACCUGGGCCUGGCUCGGGCAGAGAUCGCAGUGCUCGGGUUGGUGCUGGCUCUUACCACCCUGGGGAAUAGCUUUGUGCUGUGGGUGCUGCUGAGGAGAAGGAAGCAUAAUGCGCCCAUGCACGUGUUCAUGGUCAACUUGUGUGUGGCUGACCUCGUGGUGGCCCUCUUUCAGGUUCUUCCUCAGUUAAUAUGGGACAUCACAGAGAGGUUUCAAGGGCCUGACUUUCUCUGCCGGUCCAUCAAGUAUUUGCAGAUUGUGGGCAUGUUUGCUUCCUCAUACAUGAUAGUUGCCAUGACAGUAGACCGACACCAUGCCAUCUGCUGCCCAUUGCAAGCUUACCGUGGGGGAGCAAUGUCCCGCUGGAACACCCCUGUUAUGGUGGCCUGGGGUUUGGCGCUAAUCCUCAGCAUACCGCAGGUGUUCAUCUUCUCUCGCUCAGAAGUAGCUCCUGGGGAGUACGAGUGCUGGGGUCACUUUGCUGAGCCAUGGGGGCUGAAGGCCUACGUCACCUGGAUGACCGUGGCAGUCUUCCUCCUACCUGCCCUCAUCAUUACCAUCUGUCAGAUAAGAAUCUUCAGAGAGAUUCACAACAACAUCUACCUGAAGUCAGAGAGGAUGGUGACGGCUGAGUUGAAGAAGAAUGAAAUCCUUUUCCGCUUCCACAGCUUUAAGAAGGAGGAUGAGCGGGCCAGAGAAAGGGGGAGACAGGCGUCUGGAGGAGGGGGCAGGGACGGGAGAGGACAGCUCCUAAAGGGUGUGAACAACAACCCUCACAGUAACAGCCAUAACAGCCAAGUGGGCGAGUGUUAUGACUAUGUACCAUCCACUGCUAUUCAGUAUAACAGUUGCUGUAGUGACCAUGUGACAACAACAACGUCGCCUACACAGCAGCAAACACUGAGCAGCUCAGAUUGUCACGAGUCCUACACAUCUUUUGAGCUGGCCUCUGGCUCACCCCGUUGCUCCCUGGACUAUGCCCCCCCUCACCCUCCAGCCGCUCCACCUCCCAGCAUCACUAAAGCCAUGUCCAAGACGGUGAAAAUGACCCUGGUCAUCGUGUUGGUCUAUACUGUCUGCUGGUCGCCUUUCUUCAUCGUCCAGCUUUGGGCGGCCUGGGACCCCAAUCCUCCAGACCAAGGAGUGGCCUUCACUAUCCUGAUGCUGCUAGCCAGUCUGAACUCAUGCACCAACCCGUGGAUCUACACAGCUUUCUCCAGCAGCGUGUCCAGAGAGCUGCAGAACCUGCUGCAAUGUCGGUCGAGACGUGGCCGCCGAGGUUCCCUGCCAGACGACUCCACCACCACACACACGUCCACCACCAAGGACAGUCUGUACUGACAGAGAAUGAUGAGACAGAAACAGACACACAGAGACAUGUUUAAAAGUACGUGCAUGAGUGCACAUACUCUGUGUUGCAAGGACGUGUUGCUGCACACAACUCAGCACCACCACAACCACCUCCAGCAUCACAGCCUGAGAACAGAGAGCAUUGACCUCUACCAGAUGUUUCCAAUGACAAAGGACAGCUGUACUGUCAACAGGCUCUCUAUCUGUAAUCACCUGUCUUCUCAACCCCAGCAGUGAGGAAGGGUGUCAUUGAACAUGUCAACACCAUUUUAUGAGGACACUGUAGAAAAUACUAUGCGGUGACCGUCAGUGACAGGAUCUGCAAUGCAAAAUGGCCUUGGAAAAAAAGCAGUUUAAGUAGGACCCUGUGCCGGGAUUCAUAUGUGAAAUACUCCUGCUGAGACAGAGCAGAAUCACAGGAAUGCAAGGGGUGGAUCACUACAUUAAUGGCCUUAUGGCACGCCUAAUGUACAAAGCAGCAGACAAAGCCACGGGUGUAGAGAAAACAAAGCAACAGGCCGAGGGAGAGAAACAUACAGACAGUAAGAGAGAGCGAGACAGCUGCUGCACUGAGAACAGACAGGGGAUGACAUGGAUGUUACAGCUACAGAGGUAGUCCUGAGGAAGCUGCCGUCGAAAUCUAAUAAUGCAAACAAACUUUGUUAAAUCAAAGAAAGUGGAUUACAGACAGAUGCUUGAGGCUGAAUUCAUAUUCACUCAGAAGGAAUCUGGUUCCAAAGAACAAUAGUGAUUUAAGAGCAAGACAUACAGAAAGUCACUUAUGAGGAUGCCGCAGUAGAGAUGAGACGCUGCCUUAUGAGCUGGGUUAACCCGGACAGGAGGUGGGGUAAGCCUAGGAGAAGACAAAUGAACAAUCCAGGUUUGCUCAACCAACCGGGACACAAUCAUGUGACUAUAUUUUGUACUAAGGCAACAUAUGAGGUACACGUUCAUACAAGUAUGGAACAUGAACAUAAAUGUUAAGCAGGAAGGAAACAUUCACCAGCAUUCCAUGUACAGUGAUGAACAAUGUAAAGUAUAUUUAUUGAAAAUGUAAGGCACAUUAAAACAUUUUGUGUAAGAUAAAUGUUGAAUGUAAAACAUGAAUUUGUAAUGGUCCGACAUGUGUGUGUAGGAGAUAACAAGUAGAUGCCAAACCAAAGACUUUUAAAAACUCAACUGUAGCAUUAAAUAAGGUCUUAACAUAUUUACAAAGCUUCGAUGUAUUACAUGAAAAUACUACCAGUCAAGACAAGUGCCUGUACUAGACAGUUGAGGGGCCUCCCUAACUGGAUUCAUCUUGGAAUGAUGUUAUUCCUCCAGAGCAGGAAUUAUUGGAUAUGUAAUAUCACCAUUGAGCCAUUGUUCUUUUAUCUUUUUAUUUAUUGUUGUCAUAAAAAAGCAUAUAAAA